UUCCCUCUACUCUGCCAUCCUCCGUCAUGGAAACCCAUAAGGAUCUUCAGGAGUUUCAGAACCAUCAUACAAACCCUAAAACUACUGGUUUUGAAGUUGAAUCUAAUAUUUCAUUUCGUGAAUCAUGGCCUCAAAUCCAAGCUCUUCUUCGCCAACUGAUACACAAAGAAGUGGAGAAAGAAGUGGAGAGGAAGAUUCAUGCUCUGUUUCCUUCCCUUCCAUCAUCACCAAGGUGUUUUGCUUCUCCCAAAGAAGCAAUUGUUGGGCUUGGAACAGUGAAGGAAUUUGAAGCUGAAUUUAGUGAUAUCAUGGAUUUAAACAAGCAUUAUUUGGUUGAAAAUGAUGCCAUGGAAGGUGGAGCUAAUGAAGAGAAUGUGGAAAUUGAUGAGAAAACUUCACAAAUAUGAUUAUUGGUUUCUUUCUUUCUUUUUUUUUUUUUUUUUGGAAUUUAAUUAAUCUUUCAUGUUCAAGAAACCAAAGGCCCAACUCCUAAAAUAUUUGUAGAAGUGUUACUUUUAGUCUCCAAAUCUUAAAUUCUGCAUGUUUUCAUACCCUUUGAGGUUUCAAAUUUUUAUGUUUCUGAUCCUUGUUGUUAGUGAUUUUUAACAUUUAAUGGUCGUA
Momordica charantia (bitter melon) is the source of this 621-nucleotide messenger RNA. RefSeq lists its product as uncharacterized. The record is from RefSeq and is a predicted model, not a curated record. Lineage: Eukaryota; Viridiplantae; Streptophyta; Magnoliopsida; Cucurbitales; Cucurbitaceae.